AGAACACACCAAGCAGAACAACCUGCACACAAGCUGUUAGCUGUGGGAAUUGGGAUGGACACGGGCGGCGAUGCUUCCAAGGCAACGGAGCGCUUUGUCCUCGUGCACGGCGCCUGCCACGGCGCCUGGUGCUGGUUCAAGCUAGCAUGCCUGCUCCAGGGCUCCGGACACCGCGUCUCCUGCAUCGACCUUGCCGGCGCCGCCGGCAGCCUCGUCGACCCCAACAACGUCCGAUCGUUCGAUGAGUACGACGCGCCGCUCAUUGAAUUCAUGGCGGCCCUGCCGGACGGCCACAAGGUAAUUCUAGUAGGACACAGCGCAGGAGGACUAAGCGUGACCCAUGCAAUGCAUUUGUUCCGAGACAAAAUUAAGCAGGCCAUCUUCAUAGCAGCAACCAUGCUCCCGUUUGGCUACCAAACAGAACAAGACAUCAAAGAUGGUGUACCUGAUUUAUCAGAGUUUGGGGAUGUGUACGACCUGAACUUUGGUCUGGGAGAAGAUCAUCCACCUACAAGCAUGAUGCUAAGAAAGGAGUUCCAGCGCACAAUCCUGUACCAACAAAGCUCCCAAGAGAACUCCAUGCUUGCUUCCAUUCUGCUGCGCCCAUUUCCAGCCGUGCUUCAAACUGCAAGGUUUGGUUGCGUCGAUGAUGGUGUCAAGAGCCCUGUAAAUGCAGUCCAUCGUGUAUACAUAAAAACAGCAAAUGACCGUACGUUGAAGGCGGAGCAGCAGGAUGCCAUGAUUCAUCGUUGGCCACCGAGAAAGGUGAUGGUCAUGAACACAGACCACAGUCCUUUCUUCUCUGCACCAGACCAUCUCUUGGAGCUCAUCCUCAAGUCAUUGUGACGUACUGAUGGUGAAACGUAUCCGCAAUCCAAGUGGAGGCUUGACCUGCUCAUCAAGUUAUGCCAAUUCGAGUUGCACUGUAUCAAUAAACUGUUUUUCAGUUGUCCGCCACAAAACAUAAUUUUAGAUCUAAAUUAGAUAAAUAUAUGUAUACAAUAUAAGGUUUUUGUAAUGAAGGAUGAAAUAUAUUUGAGCCUUUAA
Molecule: messenger RNA, 1047 nt
Organism: Panicum virgatum (switchgrass)
Lineage: Eukaryota; Viridiplantae; Streptophyta; Magnoliopsida; Poales; Poaceae
Product: methylesterase 17-like
Exons: 4
Coding region: 55-846 (263 amino acids)
Biological process (GO): salicylic acid metabolic process; jasmonic acid metabolic process
Molecular function (GO): methyl indole-3-acetate esterase activity; methyl jasmonate esterase activity; methyl salicylate esterase activity
Source: RefSeq, a predicted model, not a curated record